GGAAAGCAAUAACAACUACUGCGCCACACAUCAUCGUAAAAGAAGGAAAAAUACCAUUUCUGCCGUUCGCAGGUUUUCCUUUGUUUUUUUGUUUUUGCGUUUUCUUAACUAACCGUUGUUCUUUGUUGUUUCUGCGUAGACGAGUGUUCCUGCCGUUCUCUGGUGUGGGUGUAACGCUUGUCUUCAUCGCGCUGAGUGUUUUUAUUGGGCUUCUAAUCGUUUCUGUCUACUACUCGAAAAUGUCCGCAGAGGAGCAACUGGACCACCACGCCGAGGAGCCGAAGCCGACGGCUGCACAGGCCGAGAAGGCGGAGGAGUCCGGGAAGGAGGCAGCGACGACCGCCACGCCGGCCAACGAAGCGCAGCCGUCCUCGUCGGCAAAGAAGAACAAGGCGAACUCCUAUUAUUAUUGGCACGGCCAUGAAAAGGAGCGGGCGAAGCACGGCGAUGUGGCGCCGAUGCCCACGCCGCACCUCGUGUCGAAGGACGACAACGUCACGGUGACCGUCCCAGUGGUGCCAACGGUCUCUGUUUCGAAGUACAGCUGGUGUGAUGGUGACAAAUUUGUUUCGGUGUACGUGGAGGCUGCCACGCCAGCCAGUGGCGAAACGCUGGCGGACGACUCCAUCGAGGCCGUCUUCACACGCAACUCCUUUACGCUCUCCUUUACCACGACGGAUCAGGCCGGCAAGAAGCGCACAAAGCAGAUGGUGACGCGUCUCGCGAAGCGCAUUGACGCCGACCGCAGCUCCACGAAGGUCAAACCGAAGACGCAGGAGAUUUUGGUGAAGCUGGCGAAGAAGGUGCCGAGCGUUUGGCUGGAUUUGGAGGGCAACGCCAGCGACCGCGACUCCGCUGAUGAUGAGCCGCCCGAGGAGAAAUGCGAGGAGGAGGACGACGAGGAAUGA
This is a messenger RNA of Leptomonas pyrrhocoris, 908 nucleotides long. RefSeq lists its product as hypothetical. The transcript has a single exon. The record is from RefSeq and is a predicted model, not a curated record. Bases 240 to 908 code for a protein of 222 amino acids. Gene Ontology annotation, cellular component: nucleus. Lineage: Eukaryota; Euglenozoa; Kinetoplastea; Trypanosomatida; Trypanosomatidae.